Molecule: messenger RNA, 4980 nt
Organism: Cynocephalus volans (Philippine flying lemur)
Lineage: Eukaryota; Metazoa; Chordata; Mammalia; Dermoptera; Cynocephalidae
Gene: COL4A6
Product: collagen type IV alpha 6 chain
Exons: 44
Coding region: 1-4980 (1659 amino acids)
Biological process (GO): extracellular matrix organization
Cellular component (GO): collagen trimer
Molecular function (GO): extracellular matrix structural constituent conferring tensile strength
Source: RefSeq, a predicted model, not a curated record
AUGCAGGGGCGACCUGGACCAGUUGGAAUUCAAGGUCCAACAGGUCCUCAAGGAUUUGCUGGCCCUGUUGGUUUAGCAGGGUUGAAAGGAGAAAGGGGCUCCCCAGGCCCUCUGGGACCAUAUGGACCAAAAGGAGAUAAGGGUCCCCUGGGAGUUCCUGGCUUUCUUGGCAUCAAUGGGAUUCCGGGCCACCCUGGACAGCCAGGCCCCAGAGGUCCACCUGGCCUGGAUGGCUGUAAUGGAACUCAAGGAGCUGUUGGUUUUCCAGGCCCUGAUGGCUAUCCUGGGCUUCUCGGGCCACCCGGUCUUCCUGGUCAGAAAGGUUCUAAAGGUGAAUCUGUCUUUGCUCCAGGUAGUUUCAAAGGAAUGAAGGGGGAUCCUGGCCUGCCCGGACUGGAUGGAAUCACUGGCCCACAAGGAGCACCUGGAUCUCCUGGAGCUGUAGGACCCAUAGGAACACCAGGAUUGCAAGGUCCUCCAGGCCCCCCUGGUUUCCCCGGUCCUGAUGGGAAUAUGGGGUUAGGUUUCCAAGGAGAAAAAGGAGUCAAGGGGGAUGUUGGACCCCCUGGCCCUCCAGGACCUCCACCAUCUACUGGGGAACUCGAAUUCAUGGGAUUUCCCAAAGGAAAGAAAGGAUCCAAGGGUGAACCAGGGCCUAAGGGUUUUCCAGGCAUAAGUAUCCGUUCAGGCUUCCCGGACUUUGGAACUAUUGGAGAAAAGGGAGAAAAGGGAAUUCCCGGUUUGCCAGGACCUAGGGGUCCCAUGGGUUCAGAGGGAGUAGAAGGCCCUCCAGGGAAACAGGGCAAAAAGGGCUCCCCAGGGUUCCCCGGGCUUAAUGGACUUCCAGGAAUUAAGGGUGAAAAAGGUGGCACUGGCCUGCCAGGCCCAGACAUUUUCAUCGAUAUGGAUGGUGCUGUGAUCCCAGGUUAUCCUGGAGACCCCGGUGAGCCAGGCCUCCCAGGCCUUAAAGGAGAUGAAGGCAUCCCAGGCCUGCAUGGCCCUUCUGGGGUUCCUGGCUUCCCAGCUUUACCAGGUGUUCCAGGUGAACUAGGACCUCAGGGAUUUCCAGGCCUGAAGGGGGACCAGGGAAACCCAGGCCGUACCACAAAUGGAGCAGCUGGCCUCCCUGGCAGAGAUGGUUUGCCAGGCCCGCCAGGUCCACCAGGCCCAUCAGGCCCACCUGUACUUGAGACUGGAACCCUACGCAACACAGAGCCAGGGUUCCCCGGUCUCCGAGGAGAACGAGGUCCACAAGGAAAUCCAGGCCUCAAAGGUGUAAAAGGGGACUAUGGUUUUUGUGCUUGUGAUGGUGGUGUCCCCAACACUGGACCACCUGGGGAACCAGGCCUGCCUGGGCCACAAGGUCUCAUGGGCCUUCCAGGCCUUAAAGGAACCAGAGGAGAUCCAGGAUCUGGGGGCACACAGGGCCCACCAGGGGCUCCAGGCUUAUUUGGGCCUCUAGGUCUUGCGGGCCUCAAAGGAGAGAAGGGGCAGCCAACUCUCAGUACAGGAUCAGGGAUGCCAGGAGAACAGGGUAAUCCUGGCCCCCAGGGGUUUCCUGGUGUGACAGGAGCCGCAGGCAAGGAUGGAGUACCAGGUUUACCAGGUCUGCCAGGCCUUCCAGGUGAUGGUGGACAGGGAUUCCCAGGUGAAAAGGGGUUACCAGGACUUCCUGGUGAAAAAGGCCAUCAUGGUCCAACUGGCCCCCCAGGAGUUGGGCUGCCAGGGCCUCCUGGACCUCGUGGGCUUCCUGGAGAUAAAGGAAUAGAUGGAUUACCAGGACAACAAGGCCUUCCUGGGCUUCCAGGUGACUGCUGCUGCAGGGAGGUUGGUAAAGGAGACUUAGAGACAGAGGGAGGAAUCACCUUGCCUUGUAUUAUUCCUGGGUCAUACGGUCCACCAGGAUUGCGAGGAACUUCUGGAUUCCCAGGCCCUAAAGGCGCCCGUGGCCUCCCUGGGACUCCAGGCCAGCCCGGAUCACGUGGAAAUAAGGGGGAACCCGGAAGUCCAGGAUUGGUUCGCCUCCCUGAAUUGCCAGGAUUUCCUGGACCUCGUGGGGAGAAGGGCUUGCCUGGGUUUCCUGGGCUCCCUGGAAAAGAUGGCUUACCCGGGAAGGUUGGAAGUCCAGGUUUACCAGGUUCCAAGGGAGGCCCUGGUGACAUCUUUGGUGCUGAAAAUGGUGUUCCGGGAGAGCAAGGCCUACAGGGAUUGCCAGGGGACAGAGGAUUUCCUGGAGACUCUGGCCUUCCGGGACCUGAGGGUUUGCCUGGGAAGUCUGGCUUGCUAGGCCCCAAAGGUGAGCGGGGCAGCCCUGGAACACCAGGACAUGUGGGACAAGCAGGCCCCUCAGGGUCUGGUGGUCUGUAUGGCAUCAAGGGCAAAUCCGGGCUCCCAGGAGCACCAGGCUUUCCAGGCAUUUCAGGACAUCCUGGAAAGAAAGGUCCAAGAGGCGAGCCAGGUCCCCCCGGAUCAACUGGAAAGAGAGGUCUGCCUGGGCUGAAAGGCCUUCCUGGAUCUCUGGGGCUAAUUGGCUUCCUGGGGAGCCCAGGCCUGCCAGGGGGCACUGGGUUGCCAGGCCUCCCAGGCCCGAAGGGUGAGAAGGGGUCCGUGGGACUGAUAGGUUUUCCAGGGAUGCCAGGUCUCCCUGGUAUUCCUGGUGCAAGUGGACUGAAGGGAAUUCCUGGGUCAGCUGGAAAAGUGGGGACACCUGGACUGGCUGGUAGUCCUGGUGAAAAAGGAGACAGAGGCCAUCAGGGGCCAGUCGGAAUACCCAGCCCAAGACCUCCAAUGCUGAACCUUUGGUUCAAAGGAGACAAAGGCUCUCAGGGAUCAGCCGGAUCAGAUGGAUUUCCUGGGCCCAGAGGUGACAAAGGAGAGGCUGGCCGCCCUGGGCCACCAGGCCUUCCUGGAGCUCCUGGCUCCCCCAGUACCAUCAAAGGACUUACUGGGAGGCCAGGCCUCCCUGGCUCUACAGGACCACGGGGCUUAUUUGGCCCGAAGGGAUCCCCUGGGAUCACAGGUUUCCCAGGAAUGCCAGGAGAAAGUGGUCCACAGGGUCUCAGUGGGACUCCCGGGAUCCCAGGAGCAUCUGGUCUCCCAGGCUCAAAAGGAGAUAAAGGCCAGACGAUUGAAAUUUCUGGCAGCCCAGGACCCAAGGGACAACCUGGGGAAUCUGGUAUGAAAGGUGCGAAAGGAAAACAUGGAGUAGUUGGUGAUGUUGGUUUACCGGGAAACAAAGGUGAAGAUGGAAAAGCUGGUAUUUCUGGAGAUGUUGGCCUCCCUGGAUCCUCAGGACUUCCAGGGAUUGCAGGUAUGAGAGGAGACCCAGGACUUUCAGGUCCCUCUGGUCUUCCAGGGGCAGCUGGGCCCCUGGGACCCUCUGGCCUAACAGGACCCAAAGGUUUCCCUGGACUUCCUGGUUUACAUGGCCUCAAUGGGCUUCCAGGCACCAAGGGCACCCAUGGCACUCCAGGACCCAGUAUAACCGGUGUGCCUGGGCCUGCUGGCCUGCCUGGUCCCAAAGGGGAAAAGGGUUCUCCAGGAGUUGGCAUCGGAAGUCCAGGGAAGCCAGGCCUGAGGGGACAGAAAGGUGGCCGAGGUUUCCCAGGCCUCCAAGGCCCUGCUGGUCUACCUGGUGCCCCAGGCAUCUCCUUGCCCUCACUCAUAGCGGGACAGCCUGGUGACCCUGGGCGACCAGGCCUAGAUGGAGAACGAGGCCGCCCAGGCCGCCAAGGGCCCCCAGGUCUCCCUGGGCCAUCCUCGGAUCAAGGUGACCCCGGAGAUCCUGGCUUUCCUGGAAUUUCAGGCCCUCAAGGGCCCAAGGGAGACCAAGGAAUUCCAGGUUUCUCUGGCCUCCAUGGAGAGCUAGGACUGAAAGGCAUGAGAGGUGAGCCUGGCUCCAUGGGAACUCCAGGCAAGGUUGGGCCACCUGGAGACCCAGGAUUUCCCGGGAUGAAGGGGAAGGCAGGGUCAAGAGGUUUUUCCGGUCCCCCAGGUGCUCCUGGAAAAACACCAAUUGCAGAAGCUGUCCAGGUUCCUCCUGGACCCAUGGGCCUACCAGGCAUUGAUGGCAUCCCCGGCCUCACAGGAGAGCCUGGGGUUCAAGGCCCCACAGGCCUACAAGGCCCCAAAGGUUUUCCUGGCGUUUCUGGCAAGGAUGGCCCCAGUGGGCUCCCAGGCCCGCCUGGCACUCUUGGUGAUCCUGGUCUCCCUGGACUGCAAGGCCCUCCAGGAUUUGAAGGGGCUCCGGGGCAGCAAGGGCCUUUUGGGAGGCCUGGAAUGCCUGGCCAGAGCGUGAGAGUGGGCUACACAUUGGUGAAGCACAGCCAGUCGGAACAGGUGCCCCUGUGUCCUGUUGGGAUGAGCCAGCUGUGGGUGGGAUACAGCUUGCUGUUCGUGGAGGGGCAGGAGAAAGCCCACAACCAGGACCUAGGGUUUGCUGGCUCCUGCCUGCCCCGCUUCAGCACCAUGCCCUUCAUCUACUGCAACAUCAAUGAAGUGUGCCACUAUGCCAGGCGGAACGAUAAAUCCUACUGGCUCUCCACCACCGCCCCCAUCCCCAUGAUGCCCGUCGGCCAGUCCCAGAUUCCCCAGUACAUCAGCCGCUGCUCUGUAUGUGAGGCGCCUUCGCAAGCCAUUGCUGUGCACAGCCAGGACAUCACCAUCCCGUCGUGUCCCUUGGGCUGGCGCAGCCUCUGGAUUGGGUACUCCUUCCUUAUGCACACUGCGGCCGGUGCCGAGGGCGGAGGCCAGUCCCUCGUCUCACCUGGCUCCUGCCUGGAGGACUUUCGGGCCACUCCUUUCAUCGAGUGCAGUGGUGCCCGGGGCACCUGCCACUACUUUGCCAACAAGUACAGUUUCUGGCUGACGACAGUGGAGGAGAGGCAGCAGUUUGGAGAGGAGCCUGUGUCUGAAACGCUGAAAGCUGGGCAGCUCCACACCCGGGUCAGCCGCUGCCAGGUGUGUAUGAAGAGCCUGUAG